AUGUGGUUGUUUCUGUUGUUCUUGUGCGUGCUAAGUGUUGGCCACUGUCAGAAUUGUAGAGGGGAAGAGAGAGUUAGGGAGUGUGAGAAUGUGUGUGACCAGGAUGGCAUAUGCAAGGUCAGAGCCGCGCUGCUGCUGCCGAAGAAUACGGAGUACGUCGCGAAUUUACUUAUUGUGGAGACAGUCAUAGAACUGGCAAUGCAGCAUGAAGCGGUUCAACAGGCCUUCCCCACCGGCCUUAUAUUCGAAUGGACGACCUACGAUGUUACAGACUGCGAUGCGGCUUACGCAGUCAUAUCGGCCAUAGAUGCUUACAACGAUUGUGCUCAUGUAUUCUUUGGACCUGCAUGUGAUUUUGCACUAGCGGCCGUAGGAAGAAUUGCCAAAUUCCUUGGCAGUACUGGCACGCCAAUCAUUACUACCGGCGGUUAUUCAUUCGAUUUCGUGAAGCCGAAACAAACAUGUCUCGAUGAGUUCUACAUGACUGUCCGGAGUGGUCCUCUCGGGUUCAAAGACGUGGCAUACUUCUUAAUAGACAUUAUGAGACAUUACAACUGGCGGCAACUGCUGCUCAUUACGGAGCCGGAGGCGCAAGUUCACAUCGCCGGCAAGUCGACUUGCCAUCUGAUGAUGAAGACAUUCGCCAACUAUUUGAAGAAAGAAAACAUUACCUACAUCCCAUGGGACACAACUUCCGACGGCGGAAAAAACAACACAGAAAACUUGAAGAUAUAUCUCAAUUACAGGUAUACAAUUUUGCUUUUCGACACCCCCGCCUACGACGAAUACCUCGGUGGUAGCGGAGGAUUUUUAUUAGCAAGCACUAUACAUACAUAUUUGAUCAUCGAAGGUUUUACUGUGGUCGCCAAGGAAUUACUUGCAAGCGAGAGUCAUGAAGACAUGCUAUUAGUAGAUGUAGGGAACGCAUAUGCAAGUGAGUUUGGUUUGAGAAGUGUGUACCGUUGUUUUGGUUUUCAAUGA
Molecule: messenger RNA, 981 nt
Organism: Achroia grisella
Lineage: Eukaryota; Metazoa; Arthropoda; Insecta; Lepidoptera; Pyralidae
Exons: 5
Coding region: 1-981 (326 amino acids)
Molecular function (GO): peptide hormone binding; signaling receptor activity
Source: RefSeq, a predicted model, not a curated record